AUGAAUUAACAAAAGCAUUUCAAAUUCAUACUCUAAUAUCUAGAAUUCAGUUCAAAAUCAGAUCAACAGUAGUACGAAUUAACGAUUUUGUUAAAACGUAGUACAGGUGCAGCACAAUAGGUGGUUGGGAAAUUACCAAUAAAGAAUCCAGAAAAGACAAUUACAAUUUGUCGUCUUCCAAUAGAUUAGGUUGUUGAGUUUUAAUAACGGAUGAUAAAAAAGGAUGGGAUUUAUGCUGAUUAUAAUGUAUAAUCUUUAGUUAUAGUUAGAUAAAAUUCCUUUUCUAUUUAGCUGGUAAUCAAUUGGUUGGUGAUUGUGUAAUCAAUUUAGCUUACUUUUUAGAUGGUGGAGCAACUCAAGAUCAAAAAUAGAAAAAACCAUUAACUUCUACAACAGAUAAGAGAGCAGCUUUAUUAUUUAAAGUAAUUAAGGAUUCAAUGUUGGAAUCUUAAGAAAUUCCAAUUUCAGAAAUUCCUGCUCCAGUUUUAGGACCUGUUUCUCAAGCUUAAACAACACGAUCAUCAAGUUUUUUAAAGACUGAAUCUAGAUCAACAAGAGCUCGUAGUCAAUCUCCCCCUAAAGAGUUUAAGACUACAAUCAUGGUCAGUAAAGCUAAUGAAUAACCAACUUAAGCAACUCUUUCAUAAUCCUAAUUCUAAUAAUCAUAAUAGUUCUAAUCAUUAUAAUAAUAACAACAAACAUAGUAGUAGUAAUAGUAAUAGUAAUAGUAAUAGCAAUAGGAUAAUCUUACCUAAAAGUUUGUUUAAUUAGGUGAGAAAUUUCAAUAAUAAAAAUUGCAAUAGAAUACACAACCACCCUGUUCUCCACCUCCUUAAGAAUAUGAUAAUUUUAAAGAAAUCACUGAUCUUCUUUCUUAAUAAGAAGCUGAAUUAGAAAAAUAAAUUGAAUAACUUGAUAUUCAUAUAAGAUCUGAUGGGAAGUUUAAAAAGAUUUUCGAUGAUUCUACAUUCAACAAUUUUGACGUUAGCUCUUAUGAUUCUGAAAUCUAAUAAUGGAAAUAAAAGUGUGCAGAACUUGAAGAUAAAUUUAAUAAAAUUUAAGAUGAGAAUUAACACUUGACUGUAAUUAUCAGACAAUAAAGUGAGUAAUUAAAAAAAAUGAAUCAGAAAUCUCAAUCUGGUUAUAGGUAAUUAAAUGAUAAUAAUCUCAAUUAAUCUAUUUCAUCUAAUAAUAAUAAUAAUAAUCAAGAAUAGUAUGAGAAAACUAUUGAGAAGAAAAACUAAAUCAUUAAAGAAUUAUCUAAUUAAAUGUUAGAGUUGGAGAAAAAUGCUAAUGUCAAUAUAAUUGAUUAAUUAAGGAGUCAGAUUUUAAGAUUAGAAUAAUAAAUGUAAGAGAAAGAAGAUUAAUGGUUAGCCUAAGAAAGAAUAUAUAAGGAUAAGAUAUUUUAAUUGUUAUAAAAUACAGAAUGAAUU
Paramecium sonneborni is the source of this 1433-nucleotide messenger RNA. Lineage: Eukaryota; Ciliophora; Oligohymenophorea; Peniculida; Parameciidae. The record is from the annotation of a GenBank genome assembly.